Molecule: messenger RNA, 1432 nt
Organism: Ctenopharyngodon idella (grass carp)
Lineage: Eukaryota; Metazoa; Chordata; Actinopteri; Cypriniformes; Xenocyprididae
Product: endothelial cell-specific molecule 1-like
Exons: 3
Coding region: 214-747 (177 amino acids)
Cellular component (GO): extracellular region
Source: RefSeq, a predicted model, not a curated record
ACAGGGAAGGGGGGAGGCUGGCAAAUAGACAACAACACCGGAUUGAGGAAAUUGACGAGGGCAUACUAUGUGCAAAACAAACUUGUUUAAAGCUGACAGCCAUGCAGUCCGAGCUGUUUCAUUCACUAUCACUUCUAAGAAGAGGACAGCUCCUCCCUAGUGCACUAGACCCGAGCACAGCAUCCAGCGUGGUGUUCGCCAUCACUUCAAGUCAUGCAUUUAUACGCGAUCCCAGUGUUCUUGUUGAUGGUGUUUGGAGAUGCUGACGCGUGGGGUCCCGGUGGUAAAUAUGCCGUGAACUGCCCGGACAAAUGCAACCCCGCGCAGUGCGGCUCGACGCAGCGCUGCAGGCGCACGGUGUUGGAUGACUGCGGAUGCUGCCAGGUCUGUGCGGCGGGACGGGGAGAGCACUGCUACCGCACCGUGUCGGGGAUGCACGGCGUCAAGUGCGGACCGGGACUCUUCUGUGACUUCUACAAAGAUGAGGAUGAUUAUGGAGAUGAAUAUGGCAUCUGUAAAGACUGCAUGUAUGGAACUUACGGUAUGGAAUGUCGGAAAGCGUGCAACUGUAAAGCAGGUGGACUGUGUGACAGAGAAACGGGAGCUUGUCUGUCCUUUAAAUUCUUGGCUAAAAUGGCCAUGCUGAAAUCUCAUUCAAGUGAAGGUAAUGAAUUGGGCUCGGGUGACACGAACACUGAAACCAGCAGCAAUCGAUCCUCCGCUCGCAAUUUUCUCACCCCUCGCUGACAGCAACUCUCACUCUUCAGUUUAGUUAGUGUACAUGUAGCAUAAUAUAUUAAAGGACCAAAUGGAUAUAUUUUAAUAUGUUUAAAAUGGUCAAAGAAAACGAUAUGUUUUAUUCUGUAUAUUUUACAGAUGUGUAUGCAAGUUAUAUUUAUUCCAAAGCAUGUCACCAUGAAUUCAUGUCACUGGCUCACACACAUACACACACAAAUAAAUAUGCAAAUUUCCAUCAGAGUUUGAUAACACAAUAAUAAUGUUCCCUCAGUGACUUAUUAUGCUGAAACACACAAAUGAGAUGUCAAAAUUAUGGUUGAACUGAUUGAACACACACAAACAAUUGUACAUUAUGAAUGUAAUACAAUAAACACACAGCAGUGUUUAUAUAAUCAUAUUUAAAUACAUACACAUUCUAAGAUUAUAUAUCAGACUCAGAUCCAUUAGCUAUCAGUUAUGACUUUAAUAUGGCAUCACAUAUUUGAUGGUUUCUGUGAUUCUAAACAAUUGUUUUUAAUGUGGUAUAUUAAGGCCAAGGAGAUUAUUCUAAAUUAUGGACUGUAUAUCUUUCUAAUUUGUAUGUAAAUUAUUCUCAGUGAAUUUUUGCUUUAAAACCCUCUUGAAGGAGAUAUGAGUUCUUACUGCUUUAUGUAUGAGAUUUAAAAUAAAAACAUGUCAUUCUAUGAGGAAAAAA